AUGGAGCAGAAUGUACUAUUUCCGAAUGAGCCAAUAACACUCCCAAAAGGAUACAAGUGUCCUAAAGAAUACGCAGAAGCUUUAGUAAACUAUGUAGAAAAGUAUAGGUACUUGAUUGAAAUUCAUUUUGUUGAUUUCAUCACUCUUGAUCAUUGGAAUCUCUUAAGCAAAGAUUGGCAACAUGCUCUUUUAGAUGAGCCAGACUGGUUCGAUGCUAUUACUAAUAUAGCAACUGGAAAAUAUAAAGAAAGCUGGCCUGCAUCCUUAAAGGACUUUAUCAAAGCGACUAAGGAUAUUGAGCUACCUAGAGUCAACCCAGAUUCAUCUAGACAGAUGAUUAGUCCGCUCGAUAAACGGAUUCUACCGGGUAUGGUAGAAAAAAAGAUACACGAAGUAGAACGAAUGACACCAGUGAUCAAACAAUUAGCAAAGGAUCAUCAGAUCGAAUCGAUUAUGGAUCUAGGUGCAGGCCAAGGUUAUCUAUCUCGAUCACUUGCCUAUCGUUCGAACCUAAAAGUACUCGCUGUCGAUUCAUCUGAAGUCCAAACAUGUGGGGCUAAACGAUUUGACGAAAGAAUCAUCAAGCACCUGAAAAAAAGCGAUGUUCUUCAACUGCACCACGUGAAUGAAUUCAUUACACCAGACAAUGCAUCGACUAUUUUAUCCAGAUGGAGUCAAGUGCAAAGUGAAAAAUGGCUGCUCUGUGGUCUACACACAUGUGGUGACUUGGCCAGCAUGAUCCUUCAACUCUUCACAGCUAGUCCAGAGAUGACCUGUUUGGUCAAUGUCGGCUGUUGCUAUCACUUUUUGAGCGAACAAAAACCUCAUUGCGGCUUCCCGCUGAGUGAAACGAUCAAAAAGACACAUCUUUUUAUUGGUCACACCGCACGGAUGCUCUCGAGUCAGGUACCCGAGCGAUGGGUUGAAAAAGUAGAUGACACUUUGAUCGCCCUGGAACAUCACUUUUUUAGGGCUCUCCUGCAACAAAUCAUGGUCGAAAAGGGGCUGGCCGUUGCUGGCGCCGCUCCAGUGAUCGGCAGACUUAAUAAGAAAAAGGACUUUACAUCGUUCCCAGUGUACGUCAAGGCGGCGGCAUCAAGACUUAAUCUACCUCCGGAUACCAUUAGUGAUAAAGUGGCUGAGGAAUACUACAGUGAUUAUAAAGCCAGACAGAUAGAUAGACAAAUUGCCUUUGUUUGGUCAUUGCGUGCGAUACUCGCCCCCGUGUUAGAAAGUAUUAUACUCGUCGAUCGAUGGCUUUAUUUAAAUGAUGCUAUUCCAGAUAGCCCUACUAAAAAGGUGUGCCUGUGGCCACUCUUUGAUCCAAUGACUUCACCUAGAAAUAUGGUCAUCAUGGCUACAAAAUAA
Rhizopus microsporus ATCC 52813 is the source of this 1368-nucleotide messenger RNA. RefSeq lists its product as uncharacterized. The record is from RefSeq and is a predicted model, not a curated record. The coding region runs from base 1 to 1368 and encodes 455 amino acids. The transcript has 3 exons. NCBI's taxonomy places the organism in Eukaryota, Fungi, Mucoromycota, Mucoromycetes, Mucorales, Rhizopodaceae.